AUGGUAAUGGAACACAUGAAAGAAGGUAACCUACAACAAUACUUACAGAAAAAUUGCCAAAAAUUAAGUUUUAGCGACAAACUUAAUCAAUUGAAUGACAUUGCAAAAGGAUUAAAGGACAUUCAUCAGCAAAAAUUAAUUCACUGUGAUUUUCAUUCUGGUAAUAUAUUAUAUCCACCAUGUAGUAUCGCUGACUUGGGUUUGUGUAGGUCGACCAAUGAAGAAAACCGAGGGGAAAAAAUUUUCGGAGUAUUACCUUAUGUUGCUCCCGAAGUUUUACAAGGAAAACUAUACACUCAAGCCAGCGAUAUUUAUUCUUUUGGAAUGGUAGCCUAUGAAGUACUAACUGGGCUAACUCCUUAUCAUAAUUCAUCUCAUGACACAGAUUUGAGUGGGAAAAGUACUGAAUUUAUCCGCCAAAUCCAAGCAGCCGAAGAGUUUAAUGAAAAAUUAUCGGAAGAAGUAAGGCAUCCUGACUAUAUCAAACCUACAAAUACUAGACAGAUUAGUAAACAAAUAUAUGGCACUAAGGAUCUAGAUUUGGAAAUUAAUUUUGACCUCGAUGAAUUAAAUCUCCAAGAAACUAUUCAAGAAAAAAGUUCUGCCAAAGCACAGAUUGAACAACUACCUAAAUAA
This is a messenger RNA of Funneliformis geosporum, 636 nucleotides long. The record is from the annotation of a GenBank genome assembly. NCBI's taxonomy places the organism in Eukaryota, Fungi, Glomeromycota, Glomeromycetes, Glomerales, Glomeraceae.